This is a messenger RNA of Lactuca virosa, 258 nucleotides long. The record is from the annotation of a GenBank genome assembly. NCBI's taxonomy places the organism in Eukaryota, Viridiplantae, Streptophyta, Magnoliopsida, Asterales, Asteraceae.
AUGGUGUCGGUUGUCGGAUUUUCUCGCGAUAUUUUAAAGGAAAUUGAAGAAUUAGGGUUUUCCUGUUCUUCUCGUUUUCUUCACUCAGAUUUGAGCAGAGUUUCUUUCUGCCGUUUCAUUGUUCGUUCCCUUUCGACAUUAGCCGCUUCUCGAGUAAAAUCCACACAUAAGCCCCGUUUGUUUGGAGGUUUUGAUGGAGUUGUUACAGAGCCCAAGGAGUUGAGAUCUGUUCGUCCAUUGAUGUGGAAGGUUUUGUAG